This is a messenger RNA of Nothobranchius furzeri (turquoise killifish), 3936 nucleotides long. It is a transcript of the gene notum2, whose product is annotated as notum pectinacetylesterase 2. Lineage: Eukaryota; Metazoa; Chordata; Actinopteri; Cyprinodontiformes; Nothobranchiidae. Gene Ontology annotation, biological process: protein depalmitoleylation; negative regulation of canonical Wnt signaling pathway. The record is from RefSeq and is a predicted model, not a curated record. Gene Ontology annotation, molecular function: palmitoleyl hydrolase activity.
GUUACAGGUCUGAGACACACUUUUUUGGUCUUUGUUAGGAGAGUCAGUACUCCGUUUACUUUUGUGGUCCCAUAAAUUGAGAUGAUUUAUGUUUGAAUCUGCUGAUAAGAGGACACUUGAAUGUAUUUUUUCCACACUCAGAAAAUAAAUAUGAGAAUAUCUCAAACUUCUAAGUUGAUAAACGAGUACUCAGGAUUACUCAUGUAACUUGUUUCUACACAUACUUGAAAAGUAUUUGACCAUGUUACUUUCAAAGCUACUGUUAGGUAACUACAGAUUAGUUAUAUUUUACAAGGGAAGCAAAAAUAAAUGUUGCCUUUUGGUCAAAAGAUUGUUUCUGUUUACAGUUUUAGAAUCACUUUAUUUUACCUUGUAAAUUAGCAUUUUUGGAGCAUGACCAGUUUAAAGUCAAAUAAAAAUGUCCCAUAGCUUUAACUAACUUGCACAACAAAGUAGUUCAUCCUGGAGCUGACACUCUUUGUUAAUACUGAUUGUGAAUCAAUUUAAAUCGAGAAUCGAUUCUGAAUCGAAUCGGCACCCCAAGAAUCGGAAUCGAAUCAAAUCGUGAGUUGCUCUAAGAUUCACAUCCCUACUAUUUACCAUUUACCACAUAUUUAAAUUACAUCCUGUACAUACAAUUAUCAAAAAAUGAUUAUUCCAGUCUGUUUUUAUUUCAUAGGGUUUGUGUGCUCAGGGUUAAUGCCAUAGAAAAGGUUCAUUCUCACUGGUGAGUGACAAAUUGUUUGAAAUAUUUGCAAAGCAAAUGAAUUGAUUGAAAAACCGUUUAUUUACACGUGGGUCAUACUUAAACGAUAAAACGUUUUUAUUCCAGGUGCACACAUACGGGAACAUUUUCAUCUUCUUGCUAAUCCAGCUGUUUCCGUGUUUCAAAGUGGACCAAGAGGAUUGUAACGACCGCUCAGAAUCGUUUUUAGGAAGUCGUUUUGCGUCGUUUUGGAAAAGUUUUCAUUUUUAAACUUGUUUGGGACAGGAGACCGUGUCCACGGUUUCCACCACCUGUGCGUUUAGGGUGUUCAAUGAAUUCUAGACUAUUUAGGAACCGUAUGGUACCACUCAUUCAUGUGUCAGAACGUGUGUGCUCCAUUGACCUCCGGGUCACAUACCAUGCAAAGAGGCGGUGCGUUAAUCCCGACCAUGAACAUGUUUGGAGGAAAACCAGGAGACGGGAUGCUGGUGAGGAGGGCUCACUUUUGAGCCCGGUCAGCUGGUAAAAUGCUUGGUGGUAGGCAUGUGCAGAGGCUUGAAAUAUGUUGAGGAGUAUGUUUGUUAUCUAUUCUCCUCGCCGCCGGCUGUCCGGGACCUCCCCUCGAGUUGAGUCGUCAGCAAUUCAUCUCAGAGGCUUCAGGAGAAAAGCGGGAGGAAAUCUGAUCCAAAUGGUGGCGCUAUAAAGCCCUUCACUGAUUUGCAGGUUCAUCAAAACGUAGUCAAGACUUCAUCACUGCUCAUGACCCACGUCCUCCUCUUACAGCUGGCAUCCUGAGCUUCUUCAUCUCUCCUCAGCAGCAGCAGCAGGCUCCAGCAGAACUGUCCCCAACGCUGCUUCUACUUGGGAAGACAUGAAGAUACAAGGCCAUGUGACUUUCUUCCUUUUGCUUGGGGGAAUCUGGGCUCAGAACAGCCGGAAUGCCAAAGCUGGUGGCAAGUCGAGGAAGGCUGGUGGGAUCCAAGCAGGUGAUGCUGGCCAGUCCCCUCCUGCAGUUGAUGUCGCUGCUGCAAGCACUGGGAACACUGGAAGCGGUAGGAGCUCCGAAGGUCCUGCAAACCCAGGACAGGAUGGUGCUGCAGGAGCUCGGGCAGCCGGACCACAGACAGAUGACAUGAGGCUCCACGUCCUCAGGAAUGCUCAGGUUACAUGUAACGAUGGAACAGCAGCUGGGUUCUACCUAAAGGAGUUCAGAGGAAGCCGCAGAUGGCUCUUAUUUUUGGAAGGAGGCUGGUGCUGCUACAGCAAAGAAACCUGUGACUCCAGGUAUCAAAGUAUCCCCCGACUCAUGAGCUCAACGGGUUGGCCCCAAACUAAAAGAGGAACAGGAAUCCUGUCCUCUCAGGCAGAGGAAAACCCCCACUGGCAUAAUGCAAACAUUGUAUUCAUCCCGUACUGUUCCAGUGAUGUUUGGAGCGGCACGGGGCCUGCCCCCACCCCACCACCAAGAACACGACAAGGACGGGAAAAAGCAAGGGAGAGAAUCACCAACACAACUGACUACACGUUCAUGGGAUCCCUUAUUAUCCGUGAGGUCAUCAAAGACCUCAUCCCCAAAGGAAUCAAGCAGGCAAAGGUUGUCCUGCUUUCUGGCACCAGCGCCGGAGGAACAGGUGUUCUGCUGAACAUCGAGAGGGUUGCCAGUCAGCUGGAGCAGCUCGGCGCUGAGGCUCAGGUCCGAGGCCUGGUGGAUUCCGGCUGGUUUCUAGAGAGUAAGCAGCAGAGGUCCCCAAACUGUCCUGAGACUGUUUCCUGCUCACCUGAAGAUGCUAUAAAGAUUGGACUCAGGUUGUGGAACGGAGCCGUGCCUGACCGAUGCCGGCAGCUCUACAGGAGAGGCGAGGAGUGGCAGUGCUUCUUCGGGCACAGAUUGUACUCCACCUUGACCUCUCCUCUGUUCAUCGUGCAGUGGCUAUUUGAUGAGGAGCAGCUGAGAGGAGAAAACAUCUUCCUGGGGGCACACAGUCUGUCUGAAGAGCAGUGGCAGUACAUACAGAACCUGGGCUUGGAGCUGAAAACCUCCCUGAGAGAUGUCACGGCUGUUUUUGCUCCGUCUUGUCUCUCCCACACGGUCAUCACCAAAGGCAACUGGGUCAGUUUCCAAGUUAAAGGCACCAACCUCCCACGGGCCCUGCACUGCUGGGACAGGAGUCUGGAGGCAACUCGUAACAACAGAACCCCCGCUAAAGGUUGUCCAUUCCACCUGGUGGACACCUGCCAGUGGCCCCAGUGUAACCCCACCUGCCCAGCUCUGGUGGACCGGGCCACCCAGCAGGAGCUUACUUUGCUCCAGAUGCUGGUAGCCAUGGGCCUUGACCCCCAGAAGCUCGGCCUGGAUCCCCAGGGAGAUACAGAUUCUCUGGUUAGCAUGGUCAGUAACGGUGGCUAAGCGUCAACACGAAGGGGAAGGAAAAGAGAAAUGAGGGAAAUAAAAGUGUUGAAGUGUAGCGUAACCAUAGGAAGUCUGUAGAAAUCUGGUUACUAGAUGUUGUCCUGCUCAGCAUUCCAUUAUGCUCCACAUGUCUGUUACAUCCGAGUCUAGGCCGGUGGGUUUGUCCCUGCUGCAUCUGGGUUUGUUUUUGUUUUAGUGGACCCUCUAGUGGACACCGGGGAGAUAACUCCACACCGAAGGCACUUCAACCACCUCGGUCACAGAGCUUUUAGCUCCACCAGAUGGCUGCACAUAACCCACAACACACACUUUCAUCCUGAUCACUCUCACAUCCAACAGCACCAUAAUCAGGCUUAAUGAACAAAAAUCCUGCACAAAAUCAGAAGCACAAAUGACACAUUUAAUACCACAGGGUUUUUAUUCUCCUUUAAAAACAGCAUAACUUAUUUGUGCACACAAAGGCACUGCAGAAAUUUGGUGGCUUAGUAUUAUUUUUUAGCAACUAAUGCUAUGCUAACUUAUGUACAUACACCCUAAUAUCUAUACACAUAUUUUAUAUGCAUGCAAAACAAAGUGUGAUUAGUUAAUGUUGUUUCUUUUGCAAGCAAGCAGAGUGGCUUUGCUGUUUUACCGUAUUUAAUUAUGAAAUGUGUGAAGUAGUUUUUGACUUGUGAACUUUUCAUUGAAAGACAAUGUGGUGAUUCACUGCUCAGUGGUCAUUGUCAUCCUCGGUGUGUGUUUUUGUGACAGUUAUUGACGGUUCUGUUCCUUGGUUGAUGUACAUGUGAAAACAUAAAAAAAAUAAAAGAUUUAAAACUUG